Messenger RNA from Venturia canescens, 1956 nucleotides. Its product is annotated as glutamate receptor ionotropic, NMDA 1-like. Gene Ontology annotation, molecular function: ligand-gated monoatomic ion channel activity. The record is from RefSeq and is a predicted model, not a curated record. Gene Ontology annotation, cellular component: membrane. Bases 228 to 1685 code for a protein of 485 amino acids. Lineage: Eukaryota; Metazoa; Arthropoda; Insecta; Hymenoptera; Ichneumonidae. The transcript has 6 exons.
AAACGAUGAAUCUCUGAGAAUGAGACUCUAAUGGGGCACGACGGAUCGAUGAUAAAUGGCGUGUCAGUCAAAUGACAGGUUGAGCGAAAAAGAUUGCAGCAUUUCAGUGCGCAUCUAUGAAAAUACAUUUUUUCGUGCUCGAACUCAGUUUUUCUCAUCGUUCGUUCCGAGCUGCUCGAUGCUCGUUGGACAACGGAUUGAUUUGAGAAAGUAGAAGAAAAAAAACAAUGGCUCGUCGUUUUUUUACUACCGUCGUACUCGGAAUUACACUGCUGACGAGGGAGGCCUCCGCCUAUGGAUUUUCGGCUGGGAGUUUGAUAUGGAGGCGAAGUGACAAAAUUUUCGUUCCGAUUGAAACAAUCUCGACGUUUCAGGCCGAGCGGCAACAUUAUUUGAAAAAAAGUCGAGAAUCGGAGACUCACAACUUUGGAAAAGAAGUUCUCAAAGUCGCUUAUUACCAAGAAUCAAAUAUUUUCGAUUUUUACGACAAUGACACGAAGGUCACCGGUGUUUGUGGCGAGCUGUGGAACAUACUCGCGGAACAUUUAAAUUUUACAAUGGUUACGACGAGAACAAAGGACACUACAUUUGGGGCACUACUCCCGAAUGGCAGUUACAACGGACUGUUGGGCAUGCUCACUCGCGAUGAAAUACAAAUUAUUCCGAGAAGCGGAUUCUACGUCUUAGAAUCUCGAGCUAUGGCGUACACUACUCCAGUCUGGUACAACAGUUACAGACUUUACAUAAAGCCCGAAUGGAGGGCCAACAGUGCGUGGAUAGUUCACAUGUUUUCACGAAAAGUAUGGUGCUCGCUUCUCUUACUGCUAAUACUGUUGAGCGUUUUUGGCUACGCGAUCCAACGAACCUCGAUGACAGUGGCUGGGGACAAACAUCGAUAUCACAAUUUGCACGACCACUUUUUCUACACUUUUGGGACGUUUUGUUGCCAGGGCUUUAUACCCGACAGCCUCUAUCGUCGUACAAAAAUUCUCGGCUUUUCGAAAAAAAUGUUCGCAUAUUUACUACUCAUGACGAUUAGUUCACACCUGAUAUCGUGGACGACAAAUCAAAAAGUAUAUCCGCCGUUUCAUGAUUUUGGAUCGAUGUUCAAUUCUACAACUUACGAUAUCGUUAUCUUCACUGGGUCAAUAAUCUACGAAAAGUACAAGAAAACGAUAAAAGACUUGGGUUACGAACGACGAUACAAGAAUCGUGAAACUCAUGUUGGCUCACCACAAGAUUUGUACCACAAGGGAUGCUGGGGGAGGAAAAAGUACGCUAUAUUGGACUCGGAGGACAGACAACGUGCGUAUGGAAGAUUUCAGUGCGAUCUCGUAGGCACUGGAGAGGCUUAUUUUUCUACAUGGGUCACUGCAGGAGUAUCAAAAACCUUCAAAUACAAAAGAACACUCGAUAUGGGCAUAUUGAAAAUGAACGAAGCCGGUCUAACGGAUGGUCUGAAAGACCGAUGGAUGGCGACAAGCAUAACGGAUACAAAUCCAAAUGUCGUGACAUCCCUAACUUUCCAUCAAGUUUCGAUGCUUUUUGCGAUCCUCUCAAUCGGUAUGAUCGUCUCGAUUGUUAUAUUUAUUUUCGAAAAUAUAGUCUACUUAUAUUAUCAACGAAAACGACGAAAAAUGAAAGCCAGAAAAACUGUUCAUAUUCGAGGUAAAAUAUUUUUGUAAUUCAAUUUUGUAACGUUCAAGGCAUAUUUACCCUUUUUUCCAUUCUUGCAAACAAUGACAUAUAUAUAGAGCAAUUGUCUUCGCGCGUCUUCACAACCGUAUAAUCCGACGAUGAGUUUGUAUCGAUUAUCAUUACACUUUUAUAGGGCUGCUAGUUUUAUGGAAAAUGUGCAUUUACGAUAAAUCGUCGAUCCGAUAAGCAUAUACAUUAUUGACCUAUUUUGUUAUCUGAAAGAAUUAACGUUUAAUAAAUAAUAGAAAAUUUUUAUAA